CCUCAUUUCUCUAAUUCCAUUUCUUUCAUUCAUUCAAUCUUUAUUGUUGAAAUUAGUCGUCGUUCCUUUUUCUACAAUUAUUGUAUCAUAGACCAUGACUUGGCAGUCGAAUCGUAGGCGGCGAGGCAUAGGCUUUGUCACUCUUUUAAUAGCCCUUGUUUUACUCUGCUCCUCGGUAGCAAAAGCCUUUGGAGGAAGCCCUAAAAAAGUUCUCCUUCGAGACGUACAGACGUUGACAUUGCAUCGAGACCGUAUGACAACAGGGAGAAGGACGAGGCCAGUGCCACAACUCAGCUGUACAGGAGGAAGUGCUUGUGGAGAUUAUGAGCCUGAGGUAGUGCAAUGCAUCAAUGCUGGAUUUGAUGGGACUGACGUUCAAUGGAAAUGUGAGGCCGAUUUACCUGAUAACAUGCGCUUUGGAGAACUUGAUGUAUAUUGCGAAGGUUACAAUCACCCUGAUGAUCCCUAUGUUUUAAAAGGAAGCUGUGGAUUGGAAUAUAAACUCCAUUAUACUAAUAAGUUCAGCAGCCAUUAUGGAUCAUGGUCUUCAUCCAAGUUCAAUCAGUGGGCAUCUAAAGUAAGAAGGCAGUCUUGGAUUGAAAUAAUCUAUCUGUGGACAUGGAUUGGCAUUGCUGGGUUUAUUCUUUUUUCCUUCCUGAACACAUGCCUUCAACACCAACGAUCAGGAAGAAAUGAUGAUGCGCCUCCACCUUAUAGACCUCCAGGAUCUGGCCCUCAUGGCGGAGGUGGUGGUGGUGGUGGUGGUGGUUGGGGGAGCGGAUGGGGAAGUGGUUGGGGUAAUAACGACUACCGAUAUAAACCCACAGGAAGUGAAGGUUUCAGGCCUGGAUUCUGGUCAGGGCUCGGUCUAGGGGGUUUAGCUACAUAUCUUGCCACAAAUCGAGACAGACAACGAAAUUAUUAUCCCGGGUACAACACGGGCUAUUCUUCAUUUUCACAGCCUUCGACAUCAUAUGGUUCUUAUUCUGGAGGAUGGGGCGCAGGACCCUCAUCAGCGUCUUCAUCAUCUUCAUCCUCAAGACCAACACGAUCUGCUACAGGUUAUGGCGGUACUCGACGUCGCUGAUCGAUAUAGAUCAUAGUCACCUAUAUUCAACAAUCAUUUUCCAAAUACAGAAUAGUGC
Messenger RNA from Lobosporangium transversale, 1145 nucleotides. RefSeq lists its product as hypothetical. NCBI's taxonomy places the organism in Eukaryota, Fungi, Mortierellomycota, Mortierellomycetes, Mortierellales, Mortierellaceae. The record is from RefSeq and is a predicted model, not a curated record. Gene Ontology annotation, biological process: regulation of store-operated calcium entry. Gene Ontology annotation, cellular component: endoplasmic reticulum membrane. The transcript has 5 exons. Bases 95 to 1087 code for a protein of 330 amino acids.